AUAAAAUGACUAGUAACUCUCUCUGAGAAAGAAGUGUCGGUUUGCACUUAAGUGAAGAUUGCAAAGAGUUUAGGACAUCUUUAAAAAUGCCUCAAGAGUAUAACCAUCUUGAAGAAGAGAUUGACGAGUCAAAGAUUAACACAAGCUCAUAUAUGUAAGUUUAUACAUCAAUAAUUGAUUUUUCUCAAGGCCAGAUUAUUAAUUCAUUGAAGCUGAAUGCGACUUAGGAGAAAUUAAAAGUGUUAUCUCAAACACAAUGGCUGUCCAAAAUAGAGUUAUUGAGAAAGAUUUGAAUGAAACUGAGUAAUCCAGAUGGUUGGAGGAGAGAUUCUUUGAACCAGUCUUAUUAACACCCUAAGAUUACCAAGAUAUGAAUGAAAAUUUUGGUAUUUUUUAUCUUAGAGGUUUUCUAGAUCCUUCAUCAAAGAUUCAAGUCAAAUCCAAAGAUGAGGUGUACUAAUGAGUCAAAGAAAUUUUCCAGAACUUUGUAUACUUGGGAGCUAAGAAACAUUCUGCUAGCUGUUCCAUAAAGUUCAUGGCUUUCUGAAAGAAGAAACUGAGGUUGAUGGUGACAAGAAGUUCCAGGGGCUCCUCGCUUUUGCCAAUAAUGUCAAGAAGUUAGAGGAUGUUCCCAUUAGUUUGAUUAAUAAAGUUAAGAAGGUUAUUGAACAAUCUGAACAGAUUCAAUAUGAAGAUACCCCAGGAUCAGGAUUCUUCAAAAAAUUUGAUUGAUUUAAAAUAGCAAAGAGGGAUGUCCAGAAGGCUUAUUGAUUCUUUAAAUUUUGAUAAAUCACAAAUAGAUAGGGAGAUGUAUGAGUAUCAAUGUGCAAUGUCGGAGAACUAUAAUUCUGAGAAUCAUUUACUCCAAGCAUCCAAAACUUUAGAUACUAAUAAUAGUUGAUAUUAAUGAUUUCAAUAAUAUCUAUAGUUUCGAGCAAAAUGGAUGAAUCCAAAUAGCAUUUGUACCACGAAAGUAUGCUAGGAUCCAAGCCAAAUUUCUUUGAUUUUUUUGAGAAGAUUAUUUCAGACUCAGUUAAAGAAUAUGAAAUGUCGAGCGAAAGUGAUACUUCAUAAGCAACUCUUCUUAUAAUUCCGAGGGAUUCCCAUCCUAUCUUUCCUAUAGCUCAGAGAUACACCCUAUCACAUUCAUCCCAUUUUUGACUUACCCAACUGCUGCUGAAGAGUAAAAAAGCAAAAAAGAUUGCUCAGACCCCUCUAAUUCCACCAGCAUCUCCCCAAUAGAAGAAGAGGGCAAGAUCAUGGAUAUAGUUUUCUCUAAUUUCAAAUAUGACAAAUCCAUAUCUAAGAAACUGAGAGGAAACCACUAUGCAUUCGGCAAGAACCUACACCAGCUUCUGCUUCUACCUCGAAGGAUUCUGAGUCUACAAGGAACCCAACUCACUAACGUCUAGAUUUGAGGAGAUAAGAUUGAGGCACAUUCAAGAUGUAAAGAGUCAGAAAUGGAAGACUCUCUUUUGUUUGUUGGGUAGAGUAAGACGUUUAGUGCAUUAUUUUAAUUUGCAUUUAGAGUUCUGCCUCUUGGAUUAG
This is a messenger RNA of Moneuplotes crassus, 1548 nucleotides long. Lineage: Eukaryota; Ciliophora; Spirotrichea; Euplotida; Euplotidae. The record is from the annotation of a GenBank genome assembly.